GCCUGGCAGUUUGGUCUGGAGCAGCUGAAACCGGUUUGAGCGGAGGCGCUUCGCACCGCUCGGCACCGCCGCGGGCCGCCUGGAGGAGCGCUGGCGAGGCGCGGACGGCGGACGCCCGGCACCUCGGCCCGCGGCCCUCGCCCUCGGCCGGACACGCGGAGCCCGCAGCUGGACAUCCUGAAGUAACUCCAUCAGAAUGACGCCGUGUCGGGUCACCUUUGAAAUAAGAGGAACUCUUUUACCAGGAGAAGUUUUUGCAAUAUGUGGAAGCUGUGAUGCGUUGGGCAACUGGAACCCUCAAAGUGCUGUCACUCUUCUUCCAGGGAAUGAGACAGGCGAAAGCAUGUCAUGGAAAGUAACCGUUGUACUCAAUAGAGGAACAUCAAUUCAGUAUCGCUACUUCAAAGGGUGCUUUUUAGAACCAAAGACUAUCGGUGGUCCAUGUCAAGUCAUAGUUCACAAGUGGGAGACUCAUCUACAACCACGAUCAAUAACCCCUUUAGAAAGUGAAAUUACUAUCGACGAUGGACAGUUUGGAAUUCACAAUGGUGUUGAAACUCUGGAUUCUGGAUGGCUGACAUGUCAGACAGAAAUAAGAUUACGUUUGCAUUAUUCUGAAAAGCCUCCCGUCUCAAUAACCAAGAAAAAAUUGAAAAAAUCUAGAUUCAGGGUGAAGUUGACACUGGAGGGCCCAGAGGAAGAUGAUGACGAUAGGAUUUCCCCCACUGUCCUUCAUAAGAUGUCCAAUACCCUGGAGAUCUCGUUAAUAAGUGAUCAUGAGUUCAAGUGCAGGCACUCCCAGCCCGAGUGUGGCUAUGGCUUACAGCCUGACCGCUGGACCGAGUACAGCAUCCAGACAAUGGAACCAGAUAACCUGGAACUGAUCUUCGAUUUUUUUGAGGAGGAUCUCAGUGAGCACAUAGUUCAGGGAGAUGCCCUGCCUGGACAUGUGGGUACAGCGUGCCUCUUGUCGUCCACCAUUGCUGAGAGCGGGAAGAGCGCUGGCAUCCUCACCCUACCCAUCAUGAGCAGGAACUCCAGGAAAACAAUUGGCAAAGUGAGGGUUGACUUUAUAAUUAUUAAGCCAAUACCAGGAUACAAUUGUGAUAUGAGGUCAUCAUUUUCCAAGUACUGGAAGCCGAGAAUACCAUUAGAUGUUGGACAUCGAGGUGCAGGCAACUCUACAACAACUGCCCAGCUGGCUAAAGUUCAAGAAAAUACUAUUGCUUCCUUAAGAAAUGCUGCAAGCCACGGUGCAGCCUUUGUAGAAUUUGAUGUUCACCUUUCAAAGGACUUUGUGCCUGUGGUAUAUCAUGAUCUCACCUGUUGCUUGACUAUGAAGAAGAAAUUUGAGGAUGAUCCAGUUGAAUUGUUUGAAAUCCCAGUAAAGGAAUUAACAUUUGACCAACUCCAGUUGUUAAAGCUCUCUCAUGUGACUGCACUGAAGUCAAAGGAUCGCAAAGAAUCUGUGGUUGAGGAGCAAAGUUCCUUUUUGGAAAAUCAGCCGUUUCCUUCUCUUAAGAUGGUUUUAGAUUCUUUGCCGGAAGAUGUAGGGUUUAACAUUGAAAUAAAAUGGAUCUGUCAACAAAGGGAUGGAAUGUGGGAUGGUAACUUAUCAACAUAUUUUGACAUGAAUCUGUUUUUGGAUAUAAUUUUAAAAACUGUCUUAGAAAACUCUGGCAAGAGGAGAAUAGUGUUUUCUUCUUUCGAUGCAGAUAUUUGCACAAUGGUUCGACAAAAGCAGAACAAAUAUCCCAUAUUAUUUUUGACUCAAGGAAAGUCUGACAUUUACCCAGAACUCAUGGACCUCAGGUCUCGAACAACUCCCAUUGCAAUGAGCUUUGCACAGUUUGAAAAUCUUCUAGGGAUCAACGCACACACUGAAGACCUGCUGAGGAACCCGUCCUACGUGCAGGAGGCGCGAGCCAAGGGGCUGGUUGUGUUCUGCUGGGGUGAUGAUACCAACGACCCGGAAAACAGAAGGAAAUUGAAGGAAUUUGGCGUCAAUGGUCUUGUUUAUGAUAGGAUAUAUGAUUGGAUGCCUGAGCAGCCCAAUAUAUUUCAAGUGGAGCAGUUAGAACGGCUGAAGCAGGAACUGCCUGAACUGAAGAGCUGUCUGUGCCCCACUGCUAACCGCUUUGUCCCUUCUCUCUGCGGGGAGCCUGAGAUCCACGUGGAUGCCAACGGCAUUGAAAGCAUGGAGAACGCAUAGCUCAUUGCGGACCCAUUUGGGUACUGGCCCUCCAUCGCCAAGCAUUGCUUAGCUAUGCCUGCCGGUUUCUCAGUCCAAUGAAGCAAUAAUGAAGUAUUUUAUUCUUUCACUACAGUUCUUGCAAGAAUUUCAAGUAUACUAUUGAAUCACUUGGCCAGGUAUAAUUACCAGUCAGUCUCUUUACAAUGAGAAAAUUUAUUGGUUAGUAAAUGUUUUGAACUAAACAUGUAAACCUAUGAUGCUAAAUAAAUAUCCUUAAAAGCGUAGCACUUUGACAUUAGCUAUAGCAAUAGCGAUAGCUCAUAUUUACCUGCUGACAACUUCUCAUUCCAUCAGGUCUUAAAUCUAGCACUUGAGGAAAAUGACUAUGCAUAGUUAUACCUGACCAUGAGAAAAAGAAGUACCUCAGAUGCAUGCAUUUGCACUGGUGAUUCCCACCUCCCGAGCCCCUGUGCCAUCUGUGUACAUAGGCCUUUUUUUACAUGGGUUGGCAUGCACACAUCAUUUUCAUUCAGGAUGAACCUUGGGGCUGCUGCCGUUUUUCCACUUAACCAAACCGCCUGGAGGUGAACCUUGGCGUUUGUUUCCUAAGUCUUUCAGAAGUUGUUUUGCAAAAAUGUCGAAAUUCCAAAAUGCUGCAGGGUAACUUAAUGUGUAGAAUAGUUAGAUUAUGUACUGCAUGGCUGGUAGAGUAGAUCGCAGUGUACAGAGUCCGCUGGGUGCGUGCUUUAGGGUUCCAGCCCGGGAUUGUACGCGUUUACCGUCGAGUCCUGCAUCUGUGGUGCUAGGCGAGCGUAAGAAGAUGCCAAGGACGCCCGAAACAACAGCCUGUUUGUGGGCAUAUUAAAUGUGCUGAUUUUAAGUUUCUCACUACCUUUUACACACCAUUGCUUGCGGAUUUGUGUGUGUGUGUGUGUGUGUGUUAUAUAGUACUUUAAAUCUCCAUGCAGAAAAAUAAAUGUCCUGAAUUCUCAUAUUGGUUUUCUUUAUUAGUAAAUGCAUAUCAUGCAUGUAAUUUAUUUAGAAAUGUAGAAACUUUACUGAAUGCUUAUGCAUGUUUUUAGGAUUGUACUAAGGUUUCUUUCAUUAGAAAUAGAUAAUGUUAGCGUAACUGUAACUUUAAAAAUGAAUGUUAAAUAAAAUGACAUUUAUUUUCUUCAUUAUGAAAUGGGA
This is a messenger RNA of Ochotona princeps (American pika), 3385 nucleotides long. RefSeq names its product glycerophosphocholine phosphodiesterase 1 (gene GPCPD1). The record is from RefSeq and is a predicted model, not a curated record. Gene Ontology annotation, molecular function: glycerophosphocholine phosphodiesterase activity; starch binding. Gene Ontology annotation, biological process: glycerophospholipid catabolic process. The transcript is spliced from 20 exons. Bases 197 to 2212 code for a protein of 671 amino acids. Lineage: Eukaryota; Metazoa; Chordata; Mammalia; Lagomorpha; Ochotonidae.